GAUGGCGGUGGAGAAGACGGUGGCGGGGGCGGCGGCCGUCAGGACGGUGCUGGUCACGGGCGGGGCCGGCUACAUCGGCAGCCACGCCGUGCUGCAGCUGCUGCUAGCCGGCUUCCGCGCCGUCGUCGUCGACAACCUCAACAACUCGUCCGAGCUCGCCGUCCGCCGCGUCGCCGCGCUCGCCGGGGACCACUCGCGGAACCUCUCCUUCCACAAGAUUGAUCUCCGUGACAAGGAAGCACUGGAAAAUGUUUUUGCUUCAACAAGAUUCGAUGCUGUUGUUCACUUUGCUGGACUAAAAGCUGUGGGUGAAAGUGUGCAAAAGCCAUUGCUUUAUUACGACAACAAUGUUAAUGGCACAGUAAAUCUUCUCGAAGUUAUGUCUGCUCAUGGAUGUAAAAAGUUGGUGUUUUCAUCGUCAGCUGCAGUUUAUGGGUCACCCAAGAACUCACCCUGCACAGAAGAGUUUCCUCUGACUCCAAACAAUCCAUAUGGCAAAACCAAGCUUGUUGUUGAAGAUAUUUGCCGUGAUAUCUACCGUACAGAUCCAGAAUGGAAGAUUGUCCUACUUAGGUAUUUCAAUCCUGUUGGGGCUCAUCCGAGUGGAUACCUUGGCGAAGACCCAUGUGGAAUUCCCAAUAAUCUUAUGCCGUAUGUUCAGCAAGUUGCAGUUGGCAGGAGGCCAGCUCUGACUAUAUUGGGGAAUGACUAUGCAACAGUAGAUGGAACUGGGGUUCGAGAUUACAUUCAUGUGGUCGACCUUGCUGAUGGACAUAUUGCUGCACUGCAGAAGCUUUUCGAAAACUCUAGCAUAGGAUGUGAAGCAUACAACCUUGGAACUGGAAAAGGAACAUCAGUGCUAGAGAUUGUUCAUGCCUUUGAGAAGGCUUCUGGGAAGAAAAUUCCUCUGAUCAUUGGCCCAAGACGCCCUGGCGAUGCAGAGAUUCUGUUUUCGUCCACUGCCAAAGCAGAGAGGGACCUGAGCUGGAAAGCGAAAUAUGGCAUCGACGAGAUGUGUAGGGACCAGUGGAACUGGGCUAGCAAGAACCCUAAUGGAUACGGAGCAGCUGACUCCAUCAAGCAAAACGGCCACCGCGGAUAUGGAUCAGCUGACCCCUGCAAACAGAGCGGCCAAUACGGAUCAACAGGGUCUGCCAAACAAAAUGGCAACGGACACCUCCACUGAACAGUGUCAGCUGGCCUGUGGGCUCUCCUUGUACAUGCAAUGUAUCACAGAAAUUAUCACCUGAUACCGACGUAGAUCAAUUGAUUUGAAGGCCAAUACAGAUCGACAGGGUGCUUAGAUAAUAUUCUUCUACCAUAGUAUAUCAUCAUUGGCUGAAGAAUUCCACUUGUGGGUAGAGUUUUUUUUUCCUACUUAUGCAUCAGUGUUUUUCUUCUUCCAAAUCUGUUGUAGGAAUGUGGUCAUAACCUUCCAGCUGAUUGUGUUCUUUCACUGCUAAUUGAACUGCAUUCUGUUUUA
This is a messenger RNA of Lolium rigidum, 1483 nucleotides long. RefSeq names its product UDP-glucose 4-epimerase 2. The record is from RefSeq and is a predicted model, not a curated record. Gene Ontology annotation, cellular component: cytosol. Lineage: Eukaryota; Viridiplantae; Streptophyta; Magnoliopsida; Poales; Poaceae. Gene Ontology annotation, molecular function: RNA binding; UDP-glucose 4-epimerase activity. Gene Ontology annotation, biological process: rRNA processing; galactose metabolic process.